CACAUACUUCCCGAAUAGACGGGGGUAGCAAAAGGAGACUACUCCAUGCCCUUUUCGUUCCUGGCAACCCCCGAUCGUCGUUGGGUUUCUCCUCCUUCUCGAAGAUGAACGGCGGACCCUCUGGGUUUCACAAUGCUCCCGUUACGAGGACCUUCGUCAUCGCGAGCGCUCUCCUCACAAUCUUAUUUGGGGCUCAGGGUCGUUCUCCACGGCUCGGAUUAUCGUCUCAGGAUAUUAUCCCAAAAUUCCGCCUUUGGAGGUUCAUUCCUUCAGUGUUUGCUUUUUCUUCAACACCAGAGUUGAUGUUUGGACUAUAUUUGCUCUAUUAUUUCAGGGUAUUUGAGAGACAGAUAGGCUCUAAUAAACACUCAAUUUUCAUAUUAUUUUCUCUGAUAGUGUCAUCAGUUUUUGAGAUCCUGGCUUUGGUGUACCUGAAAGAUCCCUCCUUGAAUACAUUGGUAUCUGGACCAUAUGGUCUUAUAUUUGCUGCCUUUGUACCUUUCUAUUUUGACAUUCCAGUUUCAUCACGAUUUCGUAUAUUUGGGUUAAACUUCACUGACAAGUCAUUUAUAUAUCUGGCAGGUCUUCAGCUACUCUUUUCAUCCUGGAAAAGAUCUAUUGUACCUGGCAUAUGUGGCAUACUUGCUGGAUCCUUAUAUCGGCUCAAUGCAUUUGGCAUCCGUAAGAUGAAGUUUCCAGACAUUGUAACAUCAUUUUUCUCAAGAUUGUCAUGGCCCUCCUCGAGUAGUUCAUCACAAACAUUAUCAAGUGGGAACAGUAUAGGAAAUAUACCAUCUUAUCCUUCUCGUCACAUGGAGGGAAACUAUCCUUCUGCAGCCCGGACUUCUGUUGCAGAGGCAUCAGAAACUUCUGUUGCCACUUUGGUGUCCAUGGGAUUUGACAGCAAUUCUGCCAGACAGGCGCUGAUACAUGCUGGAAAUGAUAUCAAUGUGGCCACUAACAUCCUUCUUGAAGCACAGUCUCAAUAGUGUUAUUUGUCAGGAAGUGAAAGCUUCGAGAAUGUACCAUUCCAAAACUGCCUAGCUGCACCGCAGUCCUGACAUCUCAGCAUAAUGAGUGAACUGGUCCCAUACGCAUGUGUCUCUGAGCUUAACACUGCAUGAAUGGUGAUCAACUCCAUCCUGGUUUCAGUGUUGGUGUUUACAGAUGCUAAAAGCCAAGUCUUUGAUGGAGAUGAGAAUAGGUUUCUCCCCAUUUUAAAGGUUGUGAUCUGAUGUUUUGUGCUUUUGAGAUAAAACAAAGGGUGUGCUUACAAACCAGCAUCAUAUGAACGCAUGAAUGGUUAGAUGUUCUUGCUAAAGAAGGCAAUAUGGUAGCUCUGAUCUUUAGAGCUUAUAGUUUAGCUGAACAAAUCGUAGUUGUCAUAGCACAAUUCUUUGAUGAGUGAUAGUAUGUUUAAUAGACCACUUAAUAUUCCAAAUUGGUGAAAGUUAACCAUUAGUCAUCAUGUUU
Messenger RNA from Elaeis guineensis (African oil palm), 1473 nucleotides. Its product is annotated as rhomboid-like protein 20. Gene Ontology annotation, cellular component: membrane. NCBI's taxonomy places the organism in Eukaryota, Viridiplantae, Streptophyta, Magnoliopsida, Arecales, Arecaceae. The record is from RefSeq and is a predicted model, not a curated record. Gene Ontology annotation, molecular function: serine-type endopeptidase activity; protein binding.